Molecule: messenger RNA, 447 nt
Organism: Piliocolobus tephrosceles (Ugandan red Colobus)
Lineage: Eukaryota; Metazoa; Chordata; Mammalia; Primates; Cercopithecidae
Product: 60S ribosomal protein L13a-like
Exons: 1
Biological process (GO): translation; negative regulation of translation
Cellular component (GO): cytosolic large ribosomal subunit; ribosome
Molecular function (GO): mRNA binding; structural constituent of ribosome
Source: RefSeq, a predicted model, not a curated record
AGGCGGCUGCCGAAGAUGGCGGAGGUGCAGGUCCUGGUGCUCGAUGAUCGAGGCCAUCUCCUGGGCCGCCUGGCGGCCAUCCUUGCUAAACAGGUACUGCUGGGCCGGAAGGUGGUGGUCGUACGCUGCGAAGGCAUCAACAUUUCUGGCAAUUUCUACAGAAACAAGUUGAAGUACCUGGCUUUCCUUCGCAAGCGGAUGAACACCAACCCUUCCCGAGGACCCUACCACUUCCGGGCCCCCAGCCGCAUCUUCUGGCGGACCAUGCCAGGCAUGCUGCCUCACAAGACCAAGCGAGGCCAGGCUGCCCUGUACCGCCUCAAGGUGUUUGACGGCAUCCCACCGCCCUAUGACAAGAAAAAGCGGAUGGUGGUUCCUGCUGCCCUCAAGGUCAUGCGUCUGAAGUCUACAAGAAAGUUUGCCUAUCUGGGGCGCCUGGCUCACGAG